AUGAUACUUCUGUAGGAAGUGUGACAUUUUGACUGCAUCUUGUGAUCCCUGCGGGAAUUGAACCCAUGACCUCAGCAUGGCUAGAGCCAAUGCUCUUAGCACCUUAGCCACACAAACCCUUUCUUUCGCCUGUACUGUAACCUUUUGAACCAUUCAUUCUCUGAUUUGCAGGUAUAAAGUGGGACCUAUAGUAUGACCUUGGGAGGUCAGUUUGGGGAUAUAUUUUGCCCCUUCUGACUGUAUCUCUGUACCCCAAUAUACUCAUGAAGUGUUCUCUCUGUGUUGCAGAUACGGUGACAUGGUACCCAAGACCAUCGUGGGGAAGGUGUUUGGUUCCAUCUGUUCUCUGAGCGGGGUGCUGGUCAUCGCCCUGCCUGUGCCCGUCAUCGUGUCCAACUUCAGCCGCAUCUACCACCAGAGCCAGCGGGCAGAGAAACGCCGAGCUCAAAAGGUAAAGUGGCCGUACUGUGUGUGUGUGUGUGUGUGUGUGUGUGUGUACAUGCAUGUUUGUGUGUGUGUGCAUGAGUGCGUCUGUGUGUUUGUGUGUGUCUCCCUCCCUGUAUCCCCACUACCUCCCUCCCUGUAUCCCCCCUACCUCCCUACCUCCCUCCCUGGGGGUUGUGGGUUCGAUUCCCACGGGGGGCCAGUAUAAAAAAAAUAUGUAUUCACUAACUGUAAGUCGCUCUGGAUAAGAGCAUCUGCUAAAUGACUAAAAUGUAAAAAUUCUCCCUCCCUCCCUGUUUCCUCCCUCCCUCCCUGUAUUCUCCCUGUAUCUUCCCUACCUCCCUCCCUCCCUGUAUCCUCCCUCCCUGUAUUCCUCCUCCCUCCCUGUAUUCCCCCUACCUCCCUCCCUGUAUUCCCCCUACCUCCCUCCCUCCCUCCCUGUAUUCCCCCUACCUCCUACCUCCCCUGUAUUCCCCCUACCUCCCUCCCUCCCUGUAUUCCCGUUUAGCAUAGUUGGUAGAGCAUGGCGCUUGCAACGCCAAGGUUGUGGGUUCGAUUCCCAUUGGGGGACCAGUAUGAAAAUGUAUGCACUAACUGUAAGUCGCUCUGGAUAAGAGCGUCUGCAAAAUGACGAAAAUGUAAAUGUAGGGGGAAUACAGGGAGGCAGGUAGGGGGAAUACUGAGCUACAUCCCUGUAUUCCCCACCUGUAUCCCCCCUGUAUUCCCCCUACCUCCCUGUAUUCCCCCUACCUCCCUACCUCCCUCCCUGUAUUCCCCUACCUCCCCCUCCCUGUAUUCCCCCUCCCUCCAUGUAUCCCCCUGUAUUCCCCCUACCUCCCUCCCUGUAUUCCUCCUCCCUCCCUGUAUCCCCCCUACCUCCCUCCCUGUAUUCCCCCUCCCUCCAUGUAUCCCCCUGUAUUCCCCCUGCUCCUCCCUGUAUCCCCCUCCCUCCAUGUAUUCCCCCUACCUCCCUGUAUUCCCCCUACCUCCCUCCCUCCCUGUAUUCCUCCUCCCUCCUGUAUCCCCCUACCUCCCUGUAUUCCCCCUACCUCCCUGUAUCCCUCCCAAUACCAACCUGUAUUCCUCCUAUCCCCACUACCUCCCUACCUACCUGUAUCCCCCCUCCCUCCCUGUAUCCCACUAACUCCCUCCCUCCCUGUAUCCCCCCUACCUCUCUCCUUGUCUGUCAGUCUGUCUUUGUCUAACCAGCUAGAUAGAAAAAACGACCUCUGGAGACUAAAACAGAGGUGUGUUACCUUUGUUCAAACAGAAAACUCGGAUCGCUAAAAUCCGUGCAUCGAAGAGCCGGGGCACUAACGCGUACAUGCACUACAAACACUACAACGGUCAUUUCCUGACCCACAACUCUCUUGAAGAGGUACUGUAACAGAGCCAACCGGUGGGGGCUCAUCAUCGGUGGGGGCUCAUCAUCGGCCGUGGCCAGCACUGCAUGUCGCUCUGCUCUGCUCAGAGCCAUGUUGUGACCACGGGGCUGCUUAUGGCGUAACACCAGAGGGACUGCUUAUGGCUUAACACCAGAGGGACUGUUUAUGGUGUAGCACCAGGGGGCUUGCUUAUGGCUUAACACCAGAGGGACUGCUUAUGGUGUAACACCAGGGGGACUGUUUAUGGUGUAACACCAGGGGGCUUGCUUAUGGUGUAACACCAGGGGGCUUGCUUAUGGUGUAACACCAGUAUAGUCGUCUUUAACAGCACCACUAACCUCUUUCUCAGCUGCUGCAUUGACAUGUUCUUUCCAAACUCUCUCAGGACCAGCGCUCCACUCUCUGAACUCUGUUGUUUAAUUUUGUGUAUUAUGUAUACUGGUAACCCAACGGUUACUGUUUGAAAUGGCGUAAUAAACUGGACUUCAUUUCAACUAGCUUUGCCUGUUGGUAGUAUAUUGUCCAGUUGAUGGCUUUGCUGCUACAGACUAACAUACACUAUAUACACAAACGUAUGUGGACACCCCUUCAAAUUAGUGGAUUCGGCUAUUUCAGCCACACCAGUCGCUGACAGGUGCAUAAAAUCGAGCACACCGCCAUGCAUUCUCCAUAGACAAACAUUGGCAGUAGAAUGGCCUUACUGAAGAGCUCAGUGACUUUCAACAUGGCACCGUCAUAGGAUGCCACCUUUCCAAAAAGUCAGUUUUGCACAUUUCUGCCCUGCUAGAGCUGCCCCAGGCAACUGUAAGUGCUGUUAUUGUGAAGUGGAAACGUCUAGGAGCAACAACGGCUCAGCCGUGAAGUGGUAGGACACACAAGCUCACAGAAGGGGACGGCAGAGUGCUGAAGCUGCCUCUGGAAGCAACGUCAGCACAAUAACUGUUCAUCGAGACCUUCAUGAAAUGGGUUUCCAUGGCCGAGCAGCCGCACACAAGCCUAAGAUCACCAUGCACAAUGCCAAGCGUUGGCUGGAGUGGUGUAAAGCUCCCCGCCAUUGGACUCUGGAAACGUGUUCUCUGGAGUGAUGAAUCACACUUCACCAUCUGGUAGUCCGACGGAUAAAUCUGGGUUUGGCGGAUGCCAGGAGAACGCUAAUUGCCCCAAUGCAUAGUGCCAACUGUAGAGUUUGGUGGAGGAUAAAUAAUGGUCUAGGGCUGUUUUUCAUGGUAUGGGCUGGGCCCUUAGUUCCAGUGAAGGGAAAUAUAUAUAUAUUUUUUUUAAUUGCUUUUUAUCCCUUUCUCGUGGUAUCCAAUUGGUAGUUACAGUUUUGUCCCAUCGCUGCAACUACCGUACGGACUCGGGAGAGGCGAAGGUCAAGAGCCAUGCGUCCUUCUGAAACACGACCCCACCAAACAGCAGUGCUUCUUGACACACUGCUCAUUUAGCCUGGAAGCCAGCCGCACCAAUGUCUUAGCCUGGAAGCCAGCCGCACCAAUGUGUUGGAGGAAACGCCGUACAGCUGGCGACCAAAGUCAGCGUGCAUGCGCCACAAGGAGUUCGCUAGAGCGCGAUGGGACAAGGACAUCCCAGUCGGCCAAACCCUCCCCUAACCCAGACGACGCUGGGCCAAUUGUGCGCCGCCUCAUGGGUCUCCCGGUCCGGCCGGCUGCGACACAGCCCGGGAUCGAACCUGAAUCUGUAGUGACGCCUCUAGCACUGCGAUGCAGUGCCUUAGACCGCUGCGCCACUCGGGAGGCCAUGAAGGGAAAUCUAAACGCUACAGCAUACAAUGACAUUCUAGACGAUUCUGUGCUUCCAACUUUGUCGCAAAAGUUUGGGGAAGGCCCUUUCCUGUUUCAUCAUGACAAUGCCCCCGUGCACAAAGCGAGGUCCAACCAUAAAUGGUUUGUUGAGAUUGGUGAGGAAGAGCUUGACUGGCCUGUACAGAGCCCUGACCUUAACCCCAUCGAACACCUUUGGGAUGAAUUGGAACACUGACUGCGAGCCAGGCCUAAUCGCCCAACAUCAGUGCCCAACUUCACUAAUGCUCUUGUGGCUGAAUAGAAGCAAGUCCCCGCAGCAAUGUUCCAACAUCCAGUGGAAAGCCUUCCCAGAAGAGUGGAGGCUGUUAUAGCAGCAUAGGGGGGACCAACACCAUAUUAAUGCCCAUGAUUUUGGAAUGAGAUGUUCGACGAGCAGGUGUGCACAUACUUUUGGUCAUGUAGUGUAUCUUCCAUGAUGUCAUCUAAGAACCAUUGCUUCUUCAUUUCAGCCCUGCGUGUGGUUUUCUACAGCUGACCCAUGCCUAACACUUCUCUGCUCAGAGUUAUUCCCUCACCUAUUCUCUGUCUUUUCUCUGUGUACCCCAAGGCGUCCAAGGAAGCAGGGCAGCUCCUGGUGGGAAAACCCAACAUUCCCUUUGAGAGCCAUCACCACCACCUGCUGCACUGCCUGGAGAAGACCACAGUAAGAGCACCUUUACUAUAACCCAUAACCAUAAUCUUAACCAUAAACAUAACCAUAAACCCUAACCCUAACCUUAACCUGCUUCCCAGCAUGCCAAAGAUAACAUGCAUUCUGCCAGCCCAGUAAUGUUAUGCCUUCAAAACAGACAAGCAUACUUCAUUUUACAGUAUGUAUAAUUCAGAGAGAUAAAAGCUUCUCUCUUAUGUUAGCCAUGACAAACAUGCACACACACACACACACACACACACACACACACACACACACACACACACACACACACACACACACACACACACACACACCCAUAAAGCCUACAUGCCGUUCUAUAUGAUAUAAUGAAUGUCUACAUCAUACCUCUUAGUGAGGCGUGCAUGAUGUAUGUUGGCUGAGGAGAAAAACAUGAGCAGGUAGCAGGAGACAGAGAGAGAGACAGAGAGAGACAGAGAGACACAGAGAGCGAGACAGAGACAGAGACAGAGACAGCGAGACAGAGAGAGACAUCGAGACAGAGACAGCGAGAAAGACAGAGAGAGGGACAGAGAGAGGGACAGAGAGAGAGACAGAGAGAGAGACAGAGAGAGACAGAGAGAGAGAGACAGAGAGAGAGACAGAGAGAGAGACAGUGAGAAAGACAGAGAGAGGGACAGAGAGAGGGACAGAGAGAGACAGAGAGAGAGAGAGAAAGAGAGAGAGACAGAUAGACAGAGAGAGAGAGAGAGAGACAGAGACAGAGAGAGAGACAGAGAGAGAGACAGAGAGAGAGACAGAGAGAGAGAGAGAGAGAGAGAGAGAGAGAGAGAGAGAGAGAGACAGAGAGAGAGAUACAGAGAGAGAGAGACAGAGAGAGAGAGACAGAGACAGAGAGAGACACGAAAAUAGUACAAAAUGAAGCUCCUUAUGGGAAAUCAGGAGACCCUUUUUGCUGACUUUUAUAAAAGUGGGAACAUAAGCAACCUUAUCUUCCACACAGACCAUACUCAGGAUACUAGACAACGAGGACUCUGAGUCAUCUAAUAUAAAUCUCUAUAAAUCUGGAACAGUAUUGGUACAGGGCAACACCAAACAGAGAAAGAGCUCAGCAGGAGAAGCUCUCCCUUGACAAAGAUACCCCCACCCCGAGCGGGUCAGACCAGACCUCUUCAUUAAAUAACCCCACAGAGCAACCCCAAGCGGAAAGUCAACUUCCCAGCACAGAGUACUACUGCCUCAUUGAAAUGAAGGAUACAUUCACCCAGCUGGAGGUAAGGCAGGUGGAGCUGGAACAGCAGGUGAACACACUCCAGUCAGCACAGACCCAGACAACAGUCCAGCACAACAACACCCCCUUAACUAGACCUGGAGAGCUGGAGGUAGAGAGACAUGUCUGCACUCUGGACUGUGGUGAGACAACAUCAACAGGAGAAAGAGCAGGAGCAGGAGAAGAACAGAGCACUAGAGGAGAGGAUCAGAGUGCUGGAGGAGAAGAAUGAUAACGGGUGACAGAGAACUUCCAUUAGAGAGCUGGCCACCCCCGCAGAGAAGCCAGCAGAACAGCCCACCUCAGACCCUGACCAUAGCCUCGACAUCACAGCCAGACAAACAAAUGAAGAACCCCAAGCCCUGAGGACCCCAACCCCUCUGAGCACCCCCCUGUCAGCCACCCUGAUAGCCCUCAUGACGACCCCCCCACACCCACUGAGGACAUACACAAGCCACAGAUUGUACUCCUUAUGGACUCAAACAGGAAAUAAAUACAAGAAAAUAAACUUUUCCCCAAACACACAGUGUCUAAACUCUGGUGUCCAAACACCCAGCGCGCCCUAGACCUUCUGUCUGAGGACCAACUAGGAUCACCCAGCCACAUAAUAAUACACACAGGCACAAACGACCUGAGAACACAGCAGGAAAGGGUGGCCACAGCACUCAAGGGAGUGAUAGAAAAAGCUUAUUUUACUUUCCCCAAUGCACAAGUGAUUAUCUCAACCCUGCUACCAUGAAAAUACUUCCACCCUGCUACCAUACAGCAGGUAAACACAAGUAUUUCCCGUGACUGUGCAUCAAAACCUAAUGUCUACCUGGCCCACCACUCCACCCUGGACGUAAACAGCCUUUACGACCAGGUCCACCUAUACAAGGCAGCAGUGCCCACCUUCGCCCGGACCCUAAAGGAUAUCGCCCUCAACCGCAGACCCAACACGUCACACAGGAGCAACAGAUCAACAGACGCCCCGCCCAGACCAGCGAGACUGGACCUACACAUAGAGGAUAGAGGACCAGGGGUCCUAAAUGGGGUGACAAACACCAAAUUGAAUGCAGAAUUCUGCAAAAACAAUCCUCUGUGUACAACGAAAAACACCAAAUAAUGCAUGCAUAGCAGAAUUAGGCUGUUACCCGCUAAUUACCAAAAUCCAGAAAAGAGCCGUUAAAUUCUAUAACCACUUAAAAGAAGCGAUUCCCAAACCUUCCAUAACAAAGCCAUCACCUACAGAGAGAUGAACUUGGAGAAGAGUCCCCUAAGUAAGCUGGUCCUGGGGCUCUGUUCACAAACACAAACAGAUCCCACAGAGCCCCAGGACAACAACAACAACAACAACAACAACACAAUUAGACCCAACCAAAUCAUGAGAAAACAAAAAGAGAAUUACUUGACACAUUGGAAAGAAUUAACAAAAAAACAGAGCAAACUAGAAUGCUAUUUGGCUCUAAACAGAGAGUACACAGUGGCAGAAUACCUGACCACUGUGACUGACCCAAACUUAAGGAAAGCUUUUACUAUGUACAGACUCAGUGAGCAUAACCUUGCUAUUGAGAAAGGCCGCCAUAGGCAGACCUGGCUCUCUAGAGAAGACAGGCUAUGUGCACACUGCCCACAAAAUGAGGUGGAAAGUGAGCUGCACUUCCUAACCUCCUGCCAAAUGUAUGACCAUAUUAGAGACACAUAUUUCCCUCAGAUUACUUUAGAUAAACUCCCUUAUCUACUGGGUGAAAAACUUUGAAGAGGUAGAGUUUCAGACGUUUUUGGAAGAUGGGCAGGGACUCUGCUGUCCUAGCAGUGGAGGCUGGUGGGAGGAGCUAUAGGAGGACAGGCUCAUUGUAAUGGCUGGUAUGGAAUACAUGGAAGGGUAUCAAACACAUCAUACAUGGAAACCACAUGUUUGAGUCCUUUCCAUUUAUUCCAUUCCAGCCACUACAAUGAGCCUGUCCUCCUAUAGCUCCUCCCACCAGCCUCCUCUGUGUCCUAGCAUCAGGGAGAAGCUGGUUCCACCAUUGGGGUGCCAGGACAGAAAAGAGCUUUGACUGGGCUGAGCAGAAGCCCACAUCCCAUAGGGGUGGGACGGCCAAGAGACCAGAGGUGGCAGAAAGGAGUGAGGUUGGGAUGUAGACUUUGAGCAGAGCCUGAAGGUAGGGAGGGGCAGUUCCCCUUGCUGCUCCAUAGGCAAGCACCAGAGUCUUGUAGUGGAUGCAGGCUUCAACUGGAAGCCAAUGGAGUGUACGGAGGAGCAGGGUGACAUGGGAUAACUUGGGAAAGUUGAACACCAGAUGGGCUGCGGCGUUCUGGAUAAAUUGCAGGGGUUUAAUGGCACAAGUGGGGAGCCCAGCCAACAGAGAGUUGCAGUAGUCCAGAUGGGAUAUGACGAGUGCCUGGAUUAGGACCCGCGCUGCUUCCUGUGUGAGGAAAGGUUGUACUCUACAGAUGUUGUAGAACAGGGUUCUUCAAUUCCGGUCCUGGAGGGCUGAAACACUUCUGUUUUUUAUUUCUACCUGGUAGUUAAUUGCACUCACCUGGUGUCCCAGGUCUGAAUUAGCCCCUGAUUAGAAGGAGAGGAUGAAAAACAGAGGUGUUUCGGCCCUCCAGGACCAGAAUUGAAUAACCCUGUUGUAGAACAUGAACCUGCAGGAGCAAGUAACUGUUUAUAUGUUUGUAGAGAAUUACAGGGCGUUGUCCAGGGUCACGCCAAUGUUCUUUGCACUCUAGGAGUGGGACACGGUGUAGUUGUCGACCGUGAUAGAGAGGUCUUGGAACGGGCAGGCCUUCCCCGAGAGGAAGAGCAGCUCUGUCUUGUUGAGGUUGAGCUUGAGGUGGUGGGACACCAGUAGUGAAAACAUGUGGUGCAGACACAGAUCCUCUCCACGCCACCUGGUAGGAGCGACCUGCCAGGUAGGAUGCAAUCCAGGAGUGUGCAGAGUCUGAGACGCCCAGCCCUGAGAUAGGUGGACAGGAGGUACUAAUGGUUCAUGGUGUUGAAGGCAGCAGAUAGAUCUAGGAGGAUGAGAACAGAGGAGAGAGAGUCAGCAUUGGCAGAGCUUUGAGCCUCCGUGACACAGAGAAGAGCAGUAUCCGUUGACUGACCCGUCUUGAAGCCUGACUGGUUAGGGUCAAGAAGAUCAUUCUGAGAGCGAUAACAAGAUAGUUGGUCAGAGACAACAAGCUCAAGUAUUUUGGAAAGAAAAGAAAGAAGGGAUAACAGUCUGUAGUUUUUGACAUAGGGAUCGAGGGUUGGUUUCUUGAGGAGGGGAGUGACUCUGGACAUCUUUAAGUCAGAAGGGACGCAGCCAGUGGUCAGGGAUGAGUUAAUGAGGGAAGUGAGAAAUGGGAGAAGGUCUCCAGAGAAGAGGGGAUGGGGUCGAGUGGGCAGGUUGUCCGUCGGCUGGACAUCACUAGUCGCAGGAUUUCAUCUGGAGAGAGAAGGGAGAAAGAGGUCAAGGCGUAGGGUAGUUCUGUGUGAGUUGGAACCAGUGGACUCGGUAGGCUGAGUGAAUGAGGAGUGGAUGUCGUCAAACAAAGUGGUUAACAAAGUUGUCUGCAGAGAGAGAGGAGGGAGGAGGCGGAGGAUUAAGGAGGGAGGAGAAGGUGGAAAAGAGUUUCCCAGGUUCGGAGGCAGAGGCUUGGAAUUUAGAGUGAUAGAAAGCGGCUUUAGCAGCGGAUACAAAAGAAAAGGUAGAGAGGAGGUAGUGGAAGGAUGAUAGGUCCUCCGGAAGUUUAGAUUUCUUCCAUUUUUGCUCAGCUGCCCGCAGCUCUAUUCUGUGAGCACGCAGUGAGUCACUCAGCCACAGAGCAAGAGGGGAGGGUCGAGCCGGCAGGGAGGAAAGGGGACAGUGAGAGUCAAAGGAGACGGGAAGGGAGGAGAGUAGGGUCGACGAGGCAGAGUCAGGAGGGAGAAGGAUUUAGUAGAAGGGAGAGAUGUUGGUAUAGAACAGGAGAGCUUAGUGGGAGAGAGAGAGAGAGAUAGCGACGAUUGCAAGACCAUCUGGGUAGGGGCUGAGUGGGUUGGAGGAGAGAGGGAGAAAAAAAAUGAGAUUGAAGCCACCCAGUACGAUAAGUGGUGAGCCAUCAUUGGGAAAUGAGCUUAUCAAGGUGUCAAACUCAUUGAGGAACUCUCUAAGGUCACCUGGUGGCCGAUAGAUGACAACAAUGUUAAGCUUGAGUGAACAAGUGGACAAGUGACAUUCAAAUGAGGAGAUGGAAAGGUGAGAGAGGGGAAAAAGAGAAAAUAUAAAUUUAGGAGAAAUAAGUAGCCCACCACCGCGAUGACCAGAUACUUUCGGACUAUGAGAGUACACAUAGUCAGAUGACGAGAGAGCAGCUGGGUUGUAGCGGUGUUCUCUGGGGAAUCUACACUAUAUACACAAAAGUAUGUGGACACCACUUCAAAUUAGUGGAAACUGCUAUUUCAGCCACACCUGUUGCUGACAGGUGUAUAAAAUCAAGCACCCAACCAUGCAAUCUCCAUAGACAAACACUGGCAGUAGAAUGGCCUUACUGAAGAGCUAAGUGACUUUCAACGUGGUACCGUCAUAGGAUGCCACCUUUCCAACAAGUCAGUUCGUCAAAUUUCUGCCCUGCUAGAGCUGCCCCGGUUAACUGCAAGUGCAGUUGUUGUGAAGUGGAAACGUCUAGGAGCAACAACGGCUCAGCUGUGAAGUGGUAGGCCACACAAGUUCACGGAACGGGACUGCCGAGUGCUGAAGCGUGUAAGCGUAAAAAGUGUCUGUCCUCAACACUCACUUCCGAGUUCCAAACUGCCUCUGGAAUCAACUUCAGCACAAGAACUGUUCGUCGGGAGCUUCAUGAAAUGUGUUUCCAUGGCCCAGCAGCCGCACACAAGCCUAAGAUCUCCAUGCGCAAUGCCAAGCGUCGGCUGGAGUGGUGUAAAGCUCGCCACCAUUGGACUCUGUAGCAGUGGAAACGCAUUCUCUGAAGUGAUGAAUCACACUUCGCCAUCUGGCAGUCCGACGGACUAAUCUGGGUUUGGCGGAUGCCAGGAGAACGCUACCUGCCCGAAUGUAUAGUGCCAACUGUAAAGUUUGGUGGAGGAGGAAUAAUGGUCUGGGGCUGUUUUUCAUGGUUCGGGCUCGGUCCCUUAGUUCCAGUGAAGGGAAGUCUUAACGCUACAGCAUACAAUGACAUUCUAGACGAUUCUGUGCUUCCAACUUUGUGGCAACAGCUUGGGGAAGGCCCUUUCCUUUUCAGCAUGACAAUGCCCCAAUGGACAAAGCCAGGUCCAUACAGAAAUGGUUUGUCGAGAUCGGUGUGGAAGAACUUGACUGGCCUGCACUGAGCCCUGACCUCAACCCCAUCGAACACCUUUGGGAUGAAUUGGAACGCCGACUGUGAGCCAGGCCUAGUUACCCAACAUCAGUGCCCGACCUCACUAAUGCUCUUGUGGCUGAAUGGAAGCAAGUCCCAGCAGCAAUUUUCAACAUCUAGUGGAAAGCCUUCCCAGAAGAGUGGAGGCUGUUAUAGCAGCAAAGGGGGGACCAGCUCCAUAUUAAUGCCCAUGAUUUUGGAAUGAGAUGUUGGACGAGCAGGUGUGCACAUACUUUUGGUCAUGUAGUGUAUCUUCCAUGAUGUCAUCUAAGAACCAUUGCAGGCUAGGCUUCUUUAUUUCAGCCCUGCGUGUGGUUUUCUACUUUUGGUCAUGUAGUGUAUUUCUCUGUCUGGGCCUAAAAGUCGAGGGACUUUAGGGCGACAAAGGCUGAGAUGAACUAGUCUUUUUGACCACAGAUUGGCAGUUCUGGAGAGAGGGGACACAGUCUUCCACAUGAUGGUGAAACUCAUUAAAAACACAGGGCUACUCAUUCAUUGCAGCUGCAGUAUGAGUGGAAGUAGGGAGAAGCGUGUUUUAUGUUUUGUAAUAGUGUUGAAUAAAAACGGUGUUGACAGUGCUGAAUAAAAAGUUAGACGUAAAAACAGCAGCGCUUUGCCAAAUUCUUUGACAGUCUCUUUCAAGGUUUUAAAAGUUAUGAAAUCUCACUAAAGGGUAGCAUCAAACUUUGCUGUGGCCAGGGUCGUGAAAACUGUAGGCAUAGUGAUUUGAGCUAUUGCAUUGGGAUUGACCAAAAAUAUACUUGCCACUCUUACAGAGAUGAGUUGUCUUCCCAGGCUAUAGAGGGGGAAUCUAAAAUUGCAUUUCCUCGAUUACUCAAUUCCUGUUUCCUCGUCUCCUUCUCAAAAGGAUCUUCUCCUCCAAUGCAUUUUCAGAAAGGAGACGAGGAGAGAGAAUAAAGAAAAUGAUGGUUUCUUCAUAAUGCCAUCUGGUGGUGCAGUCUGGGUCAUACACUCAGCUGACCUUCAAGUCUUAUUACCCAUUCAACACACAGGGAAAGAGGAACAGCUUCACAGAUUGUACUUGAUGUGGACGUCUGGGCCGGUGCUAGUAUGCUUCCGUUCCCCUGGUACUACUUUAUUAUUUAAAUGCAUCAUCACAACACUGUUGCUAUGGUUUUGAUAUAGGCAUUUGUCUCUUUACCACCAACUGGCCAAUUGCGGGUCGUUAAAGCACAGCAGGUGAUUAAAGCUAUUCGCAUGAUUAAAGGAAAGAGGUAAACACCUGUAUUAUUAUCCCUCUGGGAAAAUUGGUUUUUUAUGAAAAAUCAUGUCUAUAAAAACAACAGACAUUUCACAGGGAAUAGGAGACUGAUGUCUGGAAUUGAAUGAAUGGAAUGGUAUCAUUCACAUAGAAAACAUUAGAUGUGUUUCGAUACGGUUCCAUUCAUUCCAAUCCAGCCAUUACAAUGAGCUCAUCCUCCAAUUUCGCCAUCCACCAGCCUCCACUGUGGCCCAUUGAUUUCUGUCUCUUUCUCUCUCUCUCCAGAAUCAUGAGUUUAUUGACGAGCAGACUUUCGAGACCAACUGUAUGGAGGUAACCAUGGUGAACAAGUCUGGCUCUGGAACCUCGUCCCUGUCGUCGUCUCCCUACGGCCUGUCCUCCUGCUGUUUGAGACGUCACAGGAAGAAGAGCUUCAGUCUGCCCAACUCUAACAACCAGGAGCUAUCCACCAUCCAGAUCAGAGAGAGGCCUGUGACCAACAGGUAGUCUCACAGACAGAUACACACACACAUGGGAGUGUCAUAAGCACGCUUGCAUGGGCGCACAUGUAUUAACGAUCAAACACACACACACACACACACACAGCAAAUGGACACACAAACACACAAGCAUAAACAGUAAAAUGCAUGAACGCACACACACACACACACGCACACACACACACACACAGACACACCUCACCCCUCUGUCUCUCUCUGUCCUCUCCCCUACAGUCGCUCCAGCCUGAACGCUAAACUAGACUCUGCCCUCUGUCUCUCUCUGUCCUCUCCCCUACAGUCGCUCCAGCCUGAACGCUAAACUAGACUCUGCCCUCUGUCUCUCUCUGUCCUCUCCCCUACAGUCGCUCCAGCCUGAACGCUAAACUAGACUCUGCCCUCUGUCUCUCUCUGUCCUCUCCCCUACAGUCGCUCCAGCCUGAACGCUAAACUAGACUCUGCCCUCUGUCUCUCUCUGUCCUCUCCCCUACAGUCGCUCCAGCCUGAACGCUAAACUAGACUCUGCCCUCUGUCUCUCUCUGUCCUCUCCCCUACAGUCGCUCCAGCCUGAACGCUAAACUAGACUCUGCCCUCUGUCUCUCUCUGUCCUCUCCCCUACAGUCGCUUCAGCCUGAACGCUAAACUAGACUCUGCCCUCUGUCUCUCUCUGUCCUCUCCCCUACAGUCGCUCCAGCCUGAACGCUAAACUAGACUCUGCCCUCUGUCUCUCUCUGUCCUCUCCCCUACAGUCGCUCCAGCCUGAACGCUAAACUAGACUCUGAGAUGGUGCCGUUGAAGGGUGAGCCCUACAUCACCACCUCCGUGGUCAACCUGCGUCCCGCCCCGUCCCCACUGGUGACAUCAUCAGACGGCGACGGAUCCACCAGCUCCCCCGUCAACUAUUCUCAGAGCAACAUUGUCAGAGUGUCGGCCUUGUAG
Coregonus sp. 'balchen' is the source of this 13521-nucleotide messenger RNA. Lineage: Eukaryota; Metazoa; Chordata; Actinopteri; Salmoniformes; Salmonidae. The record is from the annotation of a GenBank genome assembly.